This is a messenger RNA of Sycon ciliatum, 813 nucleotides long. RefSeq lists its product as uncharacterized. The record is from RefSeq and is a predicted model, not a curated record. Bases 38 to 772 code for a protein of 244 amino acids. Lineage: Eukaryota; Metazoa; Porifera; Calcarea; Leucosolenida; Sycettidae. The transcript is spliced from 3 exons.
UAAAUAAUACUUUGUGCUUUGGCCUUCGAAGUAAAGGAUGAUGGAGCUUGACAGAGAUGACUGCCAAAGUGAUGAGUCCACCGUGGAAGAUGUAGAUGACGCCACGUAUUCACUUGGUGACCUGAGUUGUGGGGAUGUUCAGCUGUGGGCUACAGAUCGAUGUAAGAGUGGUAGUGCCAUCAUGGUGUACAGGCCUAUGGAAGGUGCAGUGAUCCAUGGAAUUUGCAAACUGCUGACAAUGAGACAGGCGAGUGUUACUGAGGCGACGGAGUCAUUCCUGCAUGUUAUUAUGACACGGUUACACAAGGCAUCAGGUACUGCAAAUCUGCUACGCCAGGAAGUGUGCCAGCUGAAGGCAUGCAAGGGUGCUGAUAUUUCGCAAGCAUGGCAACAAAUGCUGUCCGUCAUCGCAACAGCUAUUCCCGAAGUGAAAAUCAAUUGUGAAGAUUUGGAAGUUACAUCUGCAGUGCUAGCGAAUCUGAUAAGCUACCUGCAUGCCACGGCUGCCGCUGCUAUCAGGAAAGCGUCAAUAGCACCAUCCAAAGCUGCUGAAGCCAUCCCCGAACCGGUGAUUGACAAUUUGUCUCACCUUGCUGAAAAGUACCAUGGUGGUUGGUGCUUGGUGGCCAUGCGGCGUGAGCUGGAAGGAGCAAGGUGUCGCAACGACAACUUGCUGCAGCUUAUACCUUUAUUUGGCAAGGAUGCCGUGACAAGCCUUCAGCCUUGUUUGGAGAAUUCAGGUGGCCCGGCGUGGCUCGGAAGCUCUGUAUAAGACACCAUACGUCACAGAUAAAAACAACUGAACCAGUGAUA